CCACCUUCUGUACUAGGGACAUAUUUUUGAACAUUUUGCUUUUCUUUGAAUUCUGGUCUGUAAAACAGUUGUGUAACCAUGGCAGCAGCAAGCAGCAUAGCUGAAGACUUUGAUGACGAGUUUCUGACCUGUUCAGUUUGUCUGAACUUGUACGAGGAUCCAAAACUUCUGCCCUGUUUUCACACCUUUUGUCGGAAGUGUGUGGAAGAUCUGGCCAACAAAAAUGGAGGGAAGAACUUUCAGUGCCCUCUGUGUCGCUCCAAUGUGAAACUCUUGUGCCCGGUACAGUCAGGAGGUGUGGACAAACUCAGCACCAACUUCUACAUCAACAAACUGCUGGACUUCAGGAAGCUGAAACUCAGCAAGAUGUCUCAUGUUCAGUGUCAGAUGUGCAAGUCUGGCGCACAAGCUACAGCUGUCUGUGGGGACUGCACUUUCCUGCUGUGUCAGAACUGCAUCAGUGUACACAGGAACACACCUGCACUCCAAGAUCAUCACAUCAUCACCUUGAAUGACCUUGAGAAUCCCACUGCCAGAUCACAGUACACCAGACAGAUCUACUGCCCCCGACACCCAGGCCAGCGUACAACCUUCUACUGCGAGCCCUGUGCAACCCUGGUCUGCAUAGCCUGCACCGUGGAUGAACACAGGCCUGGGGAAAACCAUGAUCCAAGAGAAGUGGAGAAAGUAGCUCCAAAGUACAGAGCUGCAGUAGAGGGUUUGAUGCAGCAAACAGAAGCUGUCGCCUCUAAAAUAAACCAGCAAGUGGAGAACCUUGACAGAGAACUCACGGCCACAGCAGAGAACUGUGACAAGGUGAAGAAAAACAUUGAAAAGCACUACGAAGACUUGAUCUCAAAACUCCAGCAUGAAAAGCAGAAGAUGACCAACAAAGUGGACAAGGUAAAAAAGGACAGGGAAGAUGAACUGACUCAUGAGAAAGAAGAAAUAACCAGGGAGUUUGAAAAGACCAAUGAGGGUCUUAAAUUCUGUCAAAAUAUCUUAGAUCGUGAGAACAAGACAGAACUUUUGUCCUUAAGGCAACAAAUGGAAGAAAGGCUCAAGCAGCUGGCCUCACAGCAAACAGGUAAUAGAACUUUGGAAGGUCGUACAAGAGUGACCUUUCAACCCUGUAGUCUGUCCCAGGUUUCUGGGGGUUCCUUGUCAGUGUUUGCUGGGUUCAAUAUUGAUGUUGAGGAGCCGGCAGUAGAGAGUCUGCCCUGCUCUGUCACAGUCACAGCCAACACUGCAGAUCUUACAGGUGGGGAUGUUACACCACAGAUAGAGGUGACCUCACCACAGGGCAAAACCACCCUGAUACAGACUACAGCACACAGUAGCCCCCCGCUAGCUGCAGGGAAGGGACAAACCAGCAGAGUUAGGAGGGUCUGGGGUGCAGAGUGGAGACCUCAGGAGUCAGGGAAACACACAUUGGGGGUCUGUAUGGGGGGUAAGAAAGAUCUGGGUUCUCUCACUGUAGAUGUGGGCAGUAACAACCCUGUACUGAGGUUUGGGCAGGAGGGCAGCCAGCAGGGGCAGUUUGACAGUCCUAUAAAUGUAGCAGUUAGGGGGGACAGGCUGUAUGUGGCUGAUACUUUCAACAAGCGUGUUCAGGUGUUUGAUCUCAGUGGGAACUUUUGCUUCUCAUUGGCAACUGAUGGACAACCUUGGUCAGUUGCAAUUCAGACUGAUGGCACCAUAGUGGUGAAAUCUGGGAAGGAAGUAAAGAAAUUUUCCCCAUCGGGAAAACUGCUGCACACAUUUCCUCUGGGUGAAUAUUGCACAAACCCCUACAGCCUGGCAGUACAGAGGGAUGGGAGGGUUGUUGUAGCUGAUUAUGGCAAACACAGCAUCUUCCUGUUUGAGGCAGAUGGGACUCUGGUGAAACAGGUGGGAGGGCAGGGGAAGGGGGAGGGGCAGUUUGACAACCCAUGUUUUGUCUGUGUGGAUAAAGAAGACAACAUCAUUGUGGCAGAUAAAUACAACCACCGUGUACAGGUGUUUGACCAGAAUCUGAACUUCAAACGCAAGUUUGGUCAGAGGGGCAGACAGCAACAGGACAUGGAGUGGCCUCAUGGGGUGUCAGCUGACAGCAGGGGGAACAUAGUUCUGGCAAAUAGAGGAGAUAACUCUGAUGAACUUGGUGCAAAACAUGGCAGGAAGCUUCAGGUGUUCAACCCAAAUGGCAUCUGGGUUUCUACCAUAAGUAGUGAUGGGGACAAACUGAACGCACCCCACGGGGUGGCUGUGACAGAGGAUAGACAUGUGUUUGUAGCUGAUCCUGGUGACCACUGUAUCAGGAAGUACAAAUACAUGUAACAUUACAG
This is a messenger RNA of Branchiostoma floridae (Florida lancelet), 2327 nucleotides long. RefSeq names its product E3 ubiquitin-protein ligase TRIM71-like. Bases 79 to 2319 code for a protein of 746 amino acids. Gene Ontology annotation, biological process: positive regulation of DNA-templated transcription. Gene Ontology annotation, cellular component: nucleoplasm; chromatin. Gene Ontology annotation, molecular function: ubiquitin-protein transferase activity; protein binding; zinc ion binding. The record is from RefSeq and is a predicted model, not a curated record. NCBI's taxonomy places the organism in Eukaryota, Metazoa, Chordata, Leptocardii, Amphioxiformes, Branchiostomatidae. The transcript has a single exon.